Messenger RNA from Phycomyces blakesleeanus NRRL 1555(-), 1038 nucleotides. RefSeq lists its product as hypothetical. The transcript is spliced from 4 exons. Gene Ontology annotation, biological process: proteolysis. The record is from RefSeq and is a predicted model, not a curated record. Gene Ontology annotation, molecular function: aspartic-type endopeptidase activity. NCBI's taxonomy places the organism in Eukaryota, Fungi, Mucoromycota, Mucoromycetes, Mucorales, Phycomycetaceae. The annotation marks the transcript as partial.
AACGACCAAUCAUCACAAUAUCUAAUCGAAGUUGGAGUUGGGACACCGCCCCAGAAAUUCACAGUUACUUUUGACACUGGAAGUGCUGAUCUUUGGAUUCCCUCAAGUAAAUGCCCAGCAAGAUCUUGUCCGUUCACUCGAUUCAAUGAAGCCAAGUCGUCUACUUUCAAACCCUUGAACGAAAAGUUUGGAAUCCAGUACGGUAUCGGCAGUGUGAACGGAACCUACGCAACCGACACAGUAACGGUGGCCGGAGCAGCAGUAAAAAACCAGCAGUUUGGACUGGCAACCAUAACAAAGGAAAUCCUGGCCUUACCUUCUGGAGCAAACUCAUCUUCGACGCCAUCGGUUUCUGGCAAUGGAAUCCUGGGUAUGGGCUAUCCUUCCCUGACCGCAGCCACAACCGAAAACGAAACACCCUAUAAUCCAUUUGUCUUUAACCUCGUCCAGCAGAACAUCAUCCAGAAACCAAUCUUUUCUGUCUAUCUCAACAGUGCGACCACAGAGGGCUGGGCAGGCGAAGUGAUGUUUGGCGGAGUAGACUCUACAAAGUAUGAAGGCGAUAUCCACAAUACACCUGGAGCAGACUCUUCUUACUAUUAUUGGAUGGUUUAUGGACAAGGUAUUGCUGUACGCAAUGGAAUCAAGGACCACGAUUGGAAGCUCAAGAGCACCGGUGGAUUUAUCUUGGAUACCGGCACCACCUUGACUUACCUACCACUCAACAUCGCAACCGACAUUGCGUCGUCCUUUGCGGGCGAGGAUGGAUACAAGGUCGACCGCCAGUCGGGCGUGAUUUUGAUCGAGUGCUCGGCCGCCAGCUCCAACGGAACAGUCGAGCUGCUGAUGUCCAGAUCGUCCAGCCAGACCUCUCAGAACCCUGUUACGGUCGAGACAUCCCAGACCUGUCUGUUUGGCAUCGCGCCCACCAUGACGACCGGGGCCGGUAUUGGAUCAAACAUGUUCUUGAUCGGUGACUCGUUCUUGCGUAGUGCUUACCUCGUCUUUGAUCUGGGCCAGAAUCAGAUCGGACUGGCU